CUCGACGAGCGCUUAGCAUUUGCCGAGUCGAGUAACAGUACUUGCCGAGCUCUCGAACAAUUCAAAAACUGUCCAAAGUGUAUGCUGUAAUUCGACCGUUUUGCAGAUGUAGUAGCUUGGUGACGGCUUCGCUUCUAUGUGGCGUCCACUUCUCGGCUUUGCUAACAUAGGGUAUGAGGACAGGGGGUGACUCUUGAAGCCAAGAUUGGUCCUGUGGUCCACGUGUGUAUGUAGCAGUAAACGAUGGUGGGGACCGAGGCCCGCGUGCACUCCCCCAGGCUCACAUAGAGUUCCUGCAUGCUGAAACACGAACCCUGCAUAGUCCCGUGGAUGUUCCAUAUAUCGUGUUUAACUUGCUCAAUGCCUAACGGAUAUUCAUUUUUACGGACAUGCAUCUAGAUAUCAGUCAAGCAUAGGACACAAUCAACAUGAUCGCUCUUGAAACGGUUUCCCUUGCACGAGAAGUGACGACCAUCCGACGUGCAAUGACAACCGGAGAAGAGGUCCUCAGAAACAGGGAAAGUGUACGAAGCCGUGGUGGAUCACAGGAAACGCGUGUGCCCGCAGGAGGAGACAACAUUCCCGCAAAAGACGUGGCGACUACUAUGAUACAAGAAGAAGUCAGCGACAAAGGAAAGCCACUGACUAAACCAGACGGUAUCGAGAUUAACUGCACAGAGGUGCAGUUUCUCCUCGGACUGCUGGAGGCCUUCAUACAAACAACUAGGGGAGGCAAGUGUCAUGGCGCAUCUUGAAACCGAACGGAAUAACGAGGGAAACAGAAGCGUGGGCAGCAGGCCAACUGGAGUGUCUAGAUGAGAUGAAAGGUCGUAGUUGGGAAGGUAUUAUUGUGGGUGGAUGCCGUGCAGCUACCCCCAACUCCGUUGAGACAGUCUACGCGUUCCACUCAUUAGCUAGAGCACAGACGAAAUGAACGCGAGGUCUUCUGAUACGAAGCCAAGGCCCAGGAAUUGGUGAAGGACG
Messenger RNA from Pisolithus orientalis, 984 nucleotides. RefSeq lists its product as uncharacterized. The transcript has a single exon. The record is from RefSeq and is a predicted model, not a curated record. Bases 429 to 755 code for a protein of 108 amino acids. Lineage: Eukaryota; Fungi; Basidiomycota; Agaricomycetes; Boletales; Pisolithaceae.